Lineus longissimus is the source of this 3216-nucleotide messenger RNA. RefSeq lists its product as uncharacterized. Bases 1 to 3216 code for a protein of 1071 amino acids. The transcript has a single exon. The record is from RefSeq and is a predicted model, not a curated record. Gene Ontology annotation, biological process: DNA integration. Gene Ontology annotation, molecular function: zinc ion binding; nucleic acid binding. Lineage: Eukaryota; Metazoa; Nemertea; Pilidiophora; Heteronemertea; Lineidae.
AUGGACGACUUAAAGAAACUGAUAGAAGCGGGAACUGCAAUGGGGUACGCGGGUGAGGAUCUUCAGAAGUUUGUCAAGGAGCAACAGGCGGUCCAGAGGGAUGUCAGAGCGCUGGCCAGACAAGCUGAAGCAGAGAAGAUGGAGUUGGUAUUACGAGCCAAAGAACAGGAAGAGGCGCACCGGGAUGCUGUAUGGGAGAGGGAAGCAAGAGAGAAGGAAAUACAGCACCGAAGAGACCUUGAACUGAUUGAGGCGAAAGCAAAGGCUGUGACGAAGGGUGUUGAACCGAGGGCACCUAAGCCACCUAAGCUUCCCUACUUCAACGAAACCCAUGAUGACAUGGAUGCAUACCUGCAGAGGUUUGAGAGGUACGCCGAGACCCAGAAGUGGCCGCAGGAACAAUGGGCCAUGAAUCUGAGUGCUCUACUCAAGGGCAAGGCUUUGGAAGUGUAUGCUCGCUUGCCGUCUGAGGAUGCGUUGGACUUCGCGAAGCUAAAGGCUGCCUUGUUGAUCCGAUUUGAGUUGACGGUAGAAGGCUUCAGGAAACGGUUCCGCACCUACAAACCCGAGAUGGGAGAAACGUUCUUGCAAUUUUCUUCAAGGUUGAAAAACUACUUGAUGAGGUGGAUUGAAAUGUCCAAGACCGAGAAAACGUUCGGAGGGAUUAUAGAUUUGCUGUUGAGGGACCAACUCUUGAAUAUAAGCGGUCCUGAACUUCGGUUAUAUCUGAAGGAACGGGCACCAGACUCGGUCAAGAGACUUACCGAUCUGGCAGACCAAUACGUAGAGGCUAGGGGUGGCAACAUUAUGAAUGUGGUUAACCGACCCAGGGUAAGUGGCAGUGGUGUUCCAGCCAAAGAGGGACCCAAGCAGGCGACGAGAGCUGAUAAAUCGCAUGGUGAGAAGCCAAGCCACUUUACCGGUAGUAAGACCUACCCCUACUCGAAGCGACCACUUGUCCCAAUGGCAGAGAGAAUCUGUCAUUUAUGCUCCAAGAAGGGACAUAUCGCACGGGACUGUACAGCAAAGGCCUCAGUAGCAGUAGAUGAGAAUGGUCAUGAGAAAGAAUCACUCAAUACAGCAGUAGGAUCAUGCUGUAUCACUACACCUGUGUAUAGCCCGUCGAUUGUCUCGACGAGUAAAUCGGAGGAAACUGUAAAGACAUCCCCUAGUUGUGGCCUAUGCAUGCCCGUGACGAGAGGAUUGGUUGGAAGCGAGGAGGUGAGUGUCCUCCGGGAUACAGGAUGUAGUGGGGUGAUAGUACGGCGAAGUAUGGUGAAUGACGCUGAAACAACAGGGAAAACGCAACGCUGUAUGCUUGCGGACGGAACUGUUCGUCUUGUGCCAACGGCUGAAGUAACGAUUGAUACGCCUUUCUUCAAGGGGAGGUGUAAGGCAAUGUGCAUGGAAAAUCCUGUCUACGACCUUAUAGUUGGAAAUAUCGACGGCGCUAGGGAUCCAACAGACCCAGACCCGGGAUGGUCACUCGUCCACGCAGUCAUCACUAGAGCACAAGCCCAGAGGGAGGCCCGUCCACAGUCGACAUUAAAGGUCCCGUGUGUUCCGCCCCAAAUUGGAGAUGCAGACGACUUCAAGGAGGCGCAACAGGACGACAAGUCUUUAGAGUUGCUGAGAGUAAAGGCGAGGGAUGGAGUAGUCAAGACGGGUAAAGGAGGCAGGGUGACCGAGUUCAAGCUCAAGAGUGGACUUCUGUAUCGUGGUUUCCACUCACCUACAGUACAGAAUGGGAAAGUAUUCAACCAGUUUGUUGUACCUACUGGUUACCGAGAUGUGGUCAUGAAGUAUGCGCAUGAGACUCUCCUAGCAGGGCAUCUGGGAAGCAGGAAGAGUGGGGACCGGCUCCUGUCACAAUUCUUCUGGCCCGGUGUGCAUGGUGACAUUGCAAGGUUUUGUAGGUCAUGCAGUAUAUGCCAGCGUACGACUCCGAAGGGACGGACAGUGAAAGUUCCAUUGGGAAACAUGCCUGUAAUCGGUACACCAUUCCAACGGGUGGCAAUUGAUCUCGUGGGGCCUAUCUCCCCUCCGACCGGAAGUGGCCAUAGAUACAUUCUCACAUUGAUGGACUAUGCGACGAGAUAUCCAGAGGCGACUGCCCUUCGAAAGAUCGACACAGUUAAUGUUGCGGAAGCUCUGCUUGACAUGUUUAGUAGGGUUGGGAUACCACCCGAGGUGUUGUCUGAUCUUGGGACACAGUUUGUGUCAGAUUUGAUGAAGGAAGUAAGCCGGUUGUUGUCAUUCUCACAGCUCACCACGACUCCAUAUCAUCUAAUGUGCAAUGGACUGGUUGAGAAGUUUAACGGGACACUGAAGUCCAUGCUACGAAGAAUGUGCUCAGAACGACCCAAGGACUGGGAUAGGUACCUCAGCUCAGUCUUGUUUGCUUACAGGGAGGCUCCCCAAGAAUCACUAGGAUUUUCACCCUUCGAGUUGCUGUAUGGCAGAACAGUGCGUGGACCAAUGACCAUACUGAAGGAGUUUUGGACCAAGGAGAUCCCUGACCCUAAGAUACGGACCACGUACCAGUACGUCCUAGACCUGAAGCAGAGACUGGAAGACACUUGCGAGUGGGCACAUGACCAGUUGAAGCUCGCAUCUGCACGACACAAGGCCUACUACAAUCGUAAGGCAAGGGUGCGACGGAUGAAGGUUGGGGCCAAGGCCUUAGUGUUGCUACCGACCAAGUCGAACAAGCUAUUGAUGCAGUGGAAGGGACCAUUUACGAUUACUGAGGUUGUGGGUGACAUGGAUUACCGGUUGAAUGUACAUGGCAAGGUAAAGACGUUCCACGCCAAUAUGUUGAAGGAAUUUAUUGCGCGACCAGAACAAGCAGCAACUGUUGCAGUGGUGGAUGAUGAUGACGAGUGGGAACAGGAUGGACAAGUAUGUGGAAGGUUGCCUGCUUUGCACCCGAGGUUGCUGUGCCCUAGUAGUGAGACGGUGAAGGAUGUUCAUGUUAGUGAUAAGUUAUCCACAUCGCAGAAGCAACAGGUUGAGGAGUUGUUGACAUCUUUUAGUGAUGUACUGUCAGACCAACCCGGCCAGACAACUUUGAUCGAGCAUGACAUAAAGACUACAACGGAUAAUCCAGUGCGGGUAAAACAGUACCCACUACCUUACAGUAUGCAGUCCACAAUAAUUAAGGAAAUGGAGACGAUGCUGCAGAUGGGAGCGGACUACCUCAGUCGAACCUCGUAG